AAAAAUAAAUUCCCAACAUCAACACCUAUUUCUAGAAGGAAGGACUAAGGAGUGUAUAUCUACCUAUUCCACUUUUACGUACGUACUACUUACUUGGUAUUCCAACUACAUGUACAUAUAUAUAUACGUAUCGACAUAUAUACCCCUUGGCCUUGUACACACUGCGUAUGUACGUACGCGGUUAAGACUUUAAGACAAGAAAGGGAACAUAAACAUCCUAGCUAGUACUCCAGUAUAAUAAGCUGGAGAGAGAGAGAGAGAGAGAGAGAGAGAGAGACCAGAGAUGGCAGGCGGAGGGGAAGCAACAACACUAGAAUACACACCAACAUGGGUGGUGGCACUUGUGUGCACAGUCAUCGUCUCCAUCUCUCUGGCUGUUGAAAGGAUCCUCCACUAUCUUGGCAAGUACUUCAAGAAGAAAAAGCAGAAUCCUCUUUAUGAAGCCUUGCUCAAAAUCAAAGAAGAGUUGAUGUUGUUGGGGUUCAUAUCGCUGCUGCUGACAGUAUUCCAAGAUAGGAUUAACGAAAUAUGCAUGGCAAAGCAUUUGGCAGAUGAGUGGCUCCCUUGCAAGAAAAAGGAGGAGGCGCAAUCAUCAGAAUCCAGUACUGCUGCCCAUUUCCAGAUCACCGCCGCUCACCGCCACCUCCUCGCCGAGGCUUCUGGUGGUGCUGAUUUCUGCACCCAGAACGGGAAGGUCCCAUUGUUAUCUACCACAGCACUGCACCAUCUUCACAUCUUUAUCUUUGUGCUAGCUGUUGUGCAUGUCGCUUUUUGUGCUCUAACAAUACUCUUUGGAGGAGUAAAGAUACGUCAAUGGAAGCAUUGGGAAGAUUCUAUAUUGAAAGAGGAAUAUAAUCCAGAAGAAGCUCUGAAAAACAAGUUGAAGUUUACACAGGUCAAGGACCAUUCUUUUAUCAGGGGCCGUUUCUCAGGGCUUGGUAAAAAUUCAGCUUUGCUAGGGUGGUUGCAAUCAUUUUUCAAGCAAUUUUAUGGAUCUGUGACCAAAUCAGACUAUACCACUCUUCGACUAGGCUUCAUUAUGACACAUUGCAGAGGGAACCCAAAGUUUAAUUUCCACAAGUACAUGAUACGUGCCCUUGAAGCCGAUUUCAAGAAAGUCGUCGGUAUAAAUUGGUAUCUCUGGUUGUUUGUGGUUGUUUUCUUGUCGCUGAACGUUAAUGGUUGGCAUGCUUAUUUCUGGAUAGCUUUCAUUCCCUUGAUCCUUUUACUUUCUGUUGGGACUAAACUGGAACACGUUAUAAGUCAACUGGCACAUGAGGUUGCUGAGAAACAUGUAGCCUUAGAAGGGGACUUGGUGGUGAAACCUUCGGAUGAACACUUCUGGUUCCAUAGACCUCGCCUGGUCCUUUUAUUGAUUCAUAUCAUCCUAUUCCAGAAUUCAUUUGAGUUUGCUGUUUUCUUAUGGAUUUUGUACCAAUAUACUUUCGACUCCUGCAUAAUGGGGAAUGUUGGUUUUAUCAUCCCAAGACUUGUCAUUGGGAUAUUCGUCCAGUUCCUCUGCAGUUAUAGUACCCUACCACUCUAUGCAUUAGUCACACAGAUGGGAACUUCAUUCAAGAAGGCUAUAUUUGUAGAACCAGUUCUAGAGGGCAUUGAUGAUUGGGCACAGAGGGCACACAGGAAUAAGGGUUUAAGGAAAGCAACUAAUGGGUCUAGACAAGUGGGUCCCAAAGUGCCUUCUCCCGCAGCAAUUCAGAUGGUUCGAGUUGUUGAGGAGAAAGAAUCAGAAGUGGAAGAGGGCAAUACUAUAGCAGCAGGAGAAAUUAAGCCUGCUAGGUAGGGAGCAUCUCAUUUGGACAGAAAUGAGCAACCUCCCAUCACCUAUCAUCUCCUUGAAAUGUUUUUUGCACUUUAACUUGCGUAUAAUUUUGUCCUAAUAAUUUUACAUACGCUGCACGGAAAAUGGUUGGCAGCUGAGCAAGGCUACUUUGGUUUCCUGUAAAUUGUUCUGCGUUGACCCCAGUGGUUGUCUUUCUCUCGUCAGUGAUUUUCCUGCACACUCUCUUGUAUUUUUAAAAAAUCCCAUAUUUAACUCCCCUAGUGAUUCA
Messenger RNA from Rhododendron vialii, 2069 nucleotides. Its product is annotated as MLO-like protein 1. Gene Ontology annotation, biological process: defense response. The transcript is spliced from 14 exons. NCBI's taxonomy places the organism in Eukaryota, Viridiplantae, Streptophyta, Magnoliopsida, Ericales, Ericaceae. The coding region runs from base 284 to 1801 and encodes 505 amino acids. Gene Ontology annotation, cellular component: membrane. The record is from RefSeq and is a predicted model, not a curated record.